GCCCCUGGCCACUCUGCCCUUCGUCCUCCUCCUCCUCCUCUUUCUCCUCGUCCUCCUCCUCCCCGCCGCCCUCCCGGCUGUUCGGCGCCUCGAGCCGGGGCCCUCCGACCGAUCGGCCUCCGGGCGCGGGGGGCUCCGAAACCGCCGCCCCCGGGGCCUCGGCGCGCGGGGGGGCGCCUGAAACCGCCAUGGGCGCCAUCGCGACCCCUCGUCUCCCCUUCCUCCCCUUCCUCCUCCUCCUCCUCCUCCUGGGGGCCCUGGGCGGCGCCUCCGGCUGGAACCAGCACGAGAAAGUCCUGCUGCGGGAAAUCCAGGCCCUCACCCUGCACCGAGGCCAGUUCACCAGCGCCCGACGCAGCGCUCCGGUUCCCCAGCUGCAGUGCACUGGUGGCAGUGCGGGCUGUACCGCCUAUUUUCCUGACGUGGUGCAGUGCCACAACAAAGGCUGGGAUGGCUUUGACGUGCAGUGGGAGUGCAAGGCCGACCUGGACCAAGCGUACAGAUUUGGGAGGAUCGCCGUGAGCUGUGAGGGCUACGAUUACCCCGAAGACCCCUAUGUGCUCAGAGGGUCCUGCGGUUUGGAGUAUAACCUGGAGCUGACCGAGCAUGGCCAGAGGCAGAGGAGGAGUGGCGGAGGCGGUGGCUUCUCCUACUUCUCGGGCCGCUCUCAGAAAGCAGACAUGGCGGAGCCCUCUGUCGGGAAUGGACUAGUUGUUAUCGUGGUCCUUCUUGUCCUGGCCUACGGCAUCUACAAGCUAUUCCUCUCCGGCCCCCGGGACCCUCCUCCGCCGUACUCAGACCACCCUGACACUCAGUGGCAGGACCAGCAGGGGUUCUCCCACCCGGCGGGACCCCCACCUCCAGGCUUCAAAACGCAUUUCACAGGAGCACCUAAUUCCGGUUUUGGGGAGACAUCUGGUUUUGACCAUCCUUUCUCGGGACACCAAGGGACCAGGAACUCCGGGCCCGGGUUCUGGACUGGGCUGGGUACCGGAGGCGUGCUGGGAUACUUGUUUGGCGGGAGCCACAGAGCAAACCCUUUUUCAAACACGUGGGCCAACCCUUCCUGCCCCCCACCACACUUCAACACGUGGAACAGUCCUCCGCCUCGUCCGCCGUGGGACAACUCCUCUGGCUUUGCACCUCCAGAUCCAGGGACCAGAACAAGAACAGCUUCGGGAUUCGGCGGCACCAAGAGGAGAUGAGAAGUCCGGAGGGUGAAUAAAAACUUCUUUGGAUGCAAAGCCCCGUAGUUCCGUCAUUUUCCCUGCAGAAUUGUUCAUUGUGCUUUUUUUGAUCAUUCCUUUGAAUGGAGAGAUGGCUUUGACUCGUUCCAACUCCCUCAAGCAGAGAGCAAGCCCACGUUACACUUUCUCCCUUUUAGGCGAAUGGCUUCUGCAUUUCUUAAAGGUACCCGGGUCCCUGCCUCUCAGAGUGGGCACAGGGUGGUCCUGGCGAGGGCGGAGUAGCUCCGGAGAAACCAUGGUCCCAGCUGCCCAUUUCCAUUGAGAUCUCCGCUUUACCUUCUAGAAGUUGUGCCCAAGACAGUUUAUGAUGACUGCUUUGCUUUGUGUUGCAUUUCCUUCAGGUGGGGAUUUUUUAAAGCAUUUUAUCAAGCUGUUGGUUAGAAAAAAGUGCCCCGGCCUGGUGAGUGG
Messenger RNA from Tachyglossus aculeatus (Australian echidna), 1655 nucleotides. It is a transcript of the gene SARAF, whose product is annotated as store-operated calcium entry associated regulatory factor. The coding region runs from base 189 to 1205 and encodes 338 amino acids. The record is from RefSeq and is a predicted model, not a curated record. NCBI's taxonomy places the organism in Eukaryota, Metazoa, Chordata, Mammalia, Monotremata, Tachyglossidae. The transcript has 6 exons. Gene Ontology annotation, biological process: regulation of store-operated calcium entry. Gene Ontology annotation, cellular component: endoplasmic reticulum membrane.